Messenger RNA from Aureobasidium melanogenum CBS 110374, 417 nucleotides. RefSeq lists its product as uncharacterized. Bases 1 to 417 code for a protein of 138 amino acids. The transcript has a single exon. The record is from RefSeq and is a predicted model, not a curated record. Lineage: Eukaryota; Fungi; Ascomycota; Dothideomycetes; Dothideales; Saccotheciaceae.
AUGAGCGAAAACCUGAGCUUUCAAGUUGUCGCUGUGUCGAUAAAGCGGGCGCCAAUUUCCACAGGCACGACGACUGGGGAGCAACAAACAUCGAUGCAGCUUCCUAGUAUUCAGCCUACUAGAUCUCUCAUCACUCCGACAUCGACAAAUACUUUCUUGGCUAAUGAGCCAAACAACAACCAGUCGACUUCUCGGUAUGGGGAACAAAAUCCCAACGAGACUCUCGGAGACAUUCUCAGAAGGCUACGGCAAGAGCAUCCCAAUCAACGAUCAGCUGGCGGCAACUCUGGUGCAAAGCCGAGACCACGGUCGAGUACCGUGGUCGUCAACAAACCGAAAAACAACCAGAGCGGUGUACGGAAAGGCCAUGCUCCACGAAAGGGCCAUGCUCUACGGAAAGGCCAUGUUCAAUCAUAA